UGUGGUAUCCUUUCUUGUGGUGAGGUUGGGUAACCUCCUGAUCAAGGAAACCACACUCUUAUGGAGUGUACGGAAUCAGGGAUAAGAGAUGCUACUUAUGACAUUGAGGAUGUUAUUGACAGUUUGGUGCUUAAAUUUGCACCUCGAAAUGGAAGAAGAAUCCAUAAGCCCGUCACCAAAGGCAUAGCACUUCACAACCUUGCCUCAAAAAUUGACAAGAUUAAAUCUCAAAUAAUUGAUCUCACCAGAAGCUUACAAACUUAUGGAAUAACUGCAAGAAAAGAAGAAGGAACUAGCUUAGCAUUUGAGAGGCAGAGGCAGCUCAGGUGGUCUUAUUCCCAUGUCAUUGAAGAGUAUAUUGUUGGGUUUGAUGAAGAUAUGAGGCAACUGAUAACACAGCUGGUGAAUGAAGAGAAAUGCAGAGUUGUGUCUAUCUGUGGUAUAGGUGGUCUGGGAAAGACUACCAUGGCAAAGGCUGUUUGUCAUCAUGGUGAUAUAAGGAGACAUUUUGAAGGGUUUGCUUGGGCAUAUGUGUCUCAACAGUGCAAAAGAAGAGAUGUUUGGGAGGGGAUUUUGCUGAAACUUAUCACUACAUCCAGGGAGGAGAGGGAGGAAAUUUUAAGAAUGAGAGAUGAUGAUUUGGCAAAGAAGCUUUAUAAAGUUCAGAAAGAAAAGAAGUGUUUGGUGGAUGAUAUUUGGAGCACUGAGGCAUGGUCUACUCUUAGUGUUGCUUUUCCAAAUGAAACUGCUUCUAGUAGCAAAAUACUGCUUACAAGACGCAACAAAGAGGGAGCUCUGAUUUCUGACCGAGAGGGAUUGGUUCAUGAACCAAACUGUUUGAAUGAAGAAAAGAGUUGGGAGUUAUUCCAAAGGAAGGCAUUUCCAAGGAGAGGCGAUUCAGAGCUCAAAAUCAAUGAAGAUAAGGAGAAGCGAGGGAGGGAAAUGGUUGGAAGCUGUGCCGGUUUACCUUUGGCGAUUGUUGUGCUCGGAGGGCUUUUGGCAACAAACGAAACAUUGAUUGAGUGGGACAUGGUGAACAGAAAUAUCAGGUCUUAUUUGGCCAAAACUAAAGGCCAUGAACAAGCAAGAUUAUGAUGGGGAGAAAAGCCAAUUUGCAAAUUACAUUUCCAUUGCAUUUUUUUUCUUUAUGUUUAACUUUACUGAUGUGAAUUGGUACAGAAAUUUUUUUUAGUGUUAUCCUUUGUUAGGAUCUUGCUUUUUCAUGUAUUUUCAUAGGAAAUUCAAAGAGAAGGUGAUGUAUCUGUUGUCUGUGGAAGUGAAGAUUUCUAGUCUUCUAGUCUUUUAGGGCAUGUUUGGAAGCCCAGACAUAACUCAUGGUUGACUAAAAAUUAGUCCUAAAC
Molecule: messenger RNA, 1361 nt
Organism: Rubroshorea leprosula
Lineage: Eukaryota; Viridiplantae; Streptophyta; Magnoliopsida; Malvales; Dipterocarpaceae
Source: the annotation of a GenBank genome assembly